This is a messenger RNA of Acipenser ruthenus (sterlet), 2766 nucleotides long. RefSeq names its product neuroblast differentiation-associated protein AHNAK-like. The record is from RefSeq and is a predicted model, not a curated record. The transcript has 2 exons. The coding region runs from base 101 to 2458 and encodes 785 amino acids. NCBI's taxonomy places the organism in Eukaryota, Metazoa, Chordata, Actinopteri, Acipenseriformes, Acipenseridae. Gene Ontology annotation, molecular function: zinc ion binding.
CAGUGUUGCGAAACCUUGUUAUUUAGAAAGACAGUGAACCAGGCGGCAAAGAAGUCAGUUUACUUCGACACAGCAAUCUGCACACGAGGAGCUACCUAAAAUGGCUGAAGCACUUUCAAAAACCUCUGCUGCUGCUGCUGUCGCCUCGGAGAUGGAGGCUGAGUUAAACUGCUCCGUCUGCCUGAGUAUCUACAGGGACCCAGUGGCUCUGCACUGCGGGCACAACUUCUGCUGGGAGUGCCUGGACAAGGUGUGGGAGAGCCAGGCGACUGGGAAGAGCUACUCCUGUCCAGACUGCCGGGCCGAGUACAACCAGAGACCGGAGCUACAGAGGAACCUGAAACUCUCCAACAUCGUGGAGCGCUUUCAAGCCAGCAGGCAGAGUGUAGUGGCUGGUGAUGUUGUGUGUGAUUUGUGUCUUGACAGCCCUUUGCCAGCAGUUAAAACCUGCCAGAACUGCGAGGCGUCUCUGUGUGAGCGACACCUCAAGAAGCACGCUGAGAAGCCAGCGCAGAGAGAUCACAUCUUGGUGGAGCCGACAGUGUCGCUGGAGAGCAGGAAAUGCCAGGAGCACAGCAAGAUGAUUGAGUAUUACUGUAGCGAGGACGAGUCGUGCGUCUGUGUGACUUGCUACGUGGCUGGAUCACACAGAAACCACAACAUCCGUCCUCUGAAGGAGGUCCAUGAAGAGAAGAGGAGCAUUCUGGGUAAAGAGAUUGAGCGGCUGCAACUGGAGAAGAAAAAACUGGAGGAUGCCAUAAAGACGAAAGAGCAAGACAAGGUGGAUUUGAAGAAGAACAGGGAUGACCUGAGGAAAGAUUUCUCUAGUCUAUUCCAAGAGAUCCGGUCCAAACUCCAGACUCAGGAAGAGAAGAUUCUGAAGCAUAUCCAGCUGGAAGAAGUCAAGGAACUUUCUGGAAUUUGUCAACAACUUCAAGAGCUGAGAGUGAAGAAAGAGUUGACAAGGAUGCUGGUCAAAGAGGCUGAAGAGGCGAAACUCCAGAAGGACCCCCUUGAGUUUCUGCAGGUCUUUCAAUCUGUCCAUGAAAGAGCCAAGCAAAACAACACAGAGGUACCCAUGCAUGCGGUACAGGAGAAGACGCUCCCCAAGUCCUCUUAUGGUACAGCUCUAGCAAAAAUGAAGACAACUAUUGAACAAGUGAAUGAGGAGCUAAUAGAAAAUGCAGUGGACAAUUCUGUCAUGUUCAACUUCAAAGAGUGUGACUUUGACUUGCCAUCUGUAGGUAAGCAUGACAGCUUCAGACCUUUUAUAAGUUUUGUUCAUGGAAGACAACCACAAUUUAAAAAGAAAAUAGUGGACAUAAUUCCAGAGGUUCACGCUGCAGUUCCUAAGAGCAAUGAAGGAGAGCACCCAGUACCAAAAUUCAAAAUACCAGAGGUUCACGCUCCUGUUCCGAAGAGCAAUGAAGGAGAGUUCACAAUGCUAAAAUUCAAAAUGCCAGAGUUUCACUCUGCAACUCCUAAGAGCAAUGAAGGAGAGCACCCAGUACCAAAAUUCAAAAUGCCAGAGGUUCACGCUGCUGUUCCUAAGAGCAAUGAAGGAGAGUUCACAAUGCUAAAAUUCAAAAUGCCAGAGUUUCACUCUGCAACUCCUAAGAGCAAUGAAGGAGAGCACCCAGUACCAAAAUUCAAAAUGCCAGAGUUUCACUCUGCAACUCCUAAGAGCAAUGAAGGAGAGCACCCAGUACCAAAAUUCAAAAUGCCAGAGGUUCACGCUCCUGUUCCUAAGAGCAAUGAAGGAGAGUUCACAAUGCUAAAAUUCAAAAUGCCAGAGUUUCACUCUGCAACUCCUAAGAGCAAUGAAGGAGAGCACCCAGUACCAAAAUUCAAAAUGCCAGAGGUUCACGCUGCUGUUCCUAAGAGCAAUGAAGGAGAGUUCACAAUGCUAAAAUUCAAAAUGCCAGAGUUUCACUCUGCAACUCCUAAGAGCAAUGAAGGAGAGCACCCAGUACCAAAAUUCAAAAUACCAGAGUUUCACUCUGCAACUCCUAAGAGCAAUGAAGGAGAGCACCCAGUACCAAAAUUCAAAAUACCAGAGUUUCACUCUGCAACUCCUAAGAGCAAUGAAGGAGAGCACCCAGUACCAAAAUUCAAAAUACCAGAGGUUCACGCUGCAGUUCCUAAGAGCAAUGAAGGAGAGCACCCAGUACCAAAAUUCAAAAUACCAGAGGUUCACGCUCCUGUUCCUAAGAGCAAUGAAGGAGAGAUCACAAUGCUAAAAUUCAAAAUGCCAGAGUUUCACUCUGCAACUCCUGAGAGCAAUGAAGGAGAGCACCCAGUACCAAAAUUCAAAAUGCCAAAGUUUCACUUUGCAACUCCUAAGAGCAAAAUGCCAGAGGUUCACGCUGCUGUUCCUGAGAGUAUUGAAUUCAGCAAACCCAGUCGAAAAUUAAAACCUAUAUUAAAAAUACCAAGACAUUUACAGAACUUGGACUAGGAGGGAGGCACUUAUAGGGAGGGCUGCGUGGUCCAGUGGUUAAAGAAAAGGACUUGUAACCAGGAGGUCCCUGGUUCAAAUCCCCCCUCAGCCACGGACUCUGUGUGACCCUGAGGACCCUUUCGGGUGAGACGUAGUUGUAAGUGACUCUGCAGCUGAUGCAUAGUUCACACACCCUAGUCUCUGUAAGCCGCCUUGGAUAAAGGCGUCUGCUAAAUAAACAAAUAAUAAUAAUAUUAAAUGCAAUGCAUUUUUUGAAAACAGGAUUAAAAGCAACCAAACCUGUUCCCCAUUGUGAAAAUAAUCAC